CAUUGUUUGGGGUCCUCACUGGAGGCUCCGCGCCAGUCUCCCCGGUCGGCAGAACAGAAGUAAAUACGAGUGUAAUUUAGGGAGAAAUCUGUGAAACCAAGUCGUUGAGCGGCCAGUCGUCCAACAAUGAACCUAGAUCUGCUCGAGUCGUUCGGGCAGAACUACCCAGAGGAGGCAGAUGGCACCCUGGACUGUAUCAGUAUGGCCCUCACCUGCACCUUCAACCGCUGGGGCACCCUGCUGGCCGUGGGCUGCAACGACGGGCGCAUCGUCAUCUGGGACUUCCUCACACGGGGCAUCGCCAAGAUCAUCAGCGCACACAUCCACCCCGUCUGCUCUCUGUGCUGGAGUCGUGACGGUCACAAGCUGGUGAGCGCCUCCACCGACAACAUUGUCUCGCAGUGGGACGUCCUGUCCGGAGAUUGUGACCAGAGGUUCCGCUUCCCCUCACCCAUCCUGAAACUGCAGUGCCACCCCAGAGACAUGGACAAGGUGCUGGUGUGUCCCAUGAAGUCGGCCCCGGUCCUGCUCACGUUGUCCGACUCCAAACACGUCGUCCUGCCCGUGGACGACGACUCGGACCUGAACGUGGUGGCGGCCUUUGACAGGAGGGGGGAGUUCAUCUACACUGGCAACGCCAAGGGAAAGAUUCUGGUGUUGAACACAAACACUCAGGAGCUGGUGGCUUCCUUCAGAGUGACAACUGGCACCAGCAACACCACGGCCAUCAAGUCUAUUGAAUUUGCACGCAAGGGCAGUUGCUUCCUCAUAAACACAGCAGACCGGAUCAUCAGGGUGUACGAUGGCAGGGAGAUACUGACGUGUGGCCGAGACGGGGAGCCUGAACCCAUGCAGAAGCUACAGGACCUGGUGAACAGGACUCCCUGGAAGCGAUGCUGUUUCUCUGGCGACGGCGAGUACAUCGUGGCCGGUUCAGCCAGGCAGCACGCCCUCUACAUCUGGGAGAAGAGCAUCGGCAACCUGGUGAAGAUCCUGCAUGGGACCAGAGGAGAGCUGCUGCUGGGAUGUGGCUGUAAGAACUGGCAUCCUGUCCGUCCGAUUAUCGCCUCCAUCUCCAGUGGAGUGGUGUCCAUCUGGGCUCAGAACCAAGUGGAAAACUGGAGCGCUUUCGCUCCGGACUUCAAAGAGCUGGACGAGAACGUGGAGUACGAAGAACGAGAGUCAGAGUUCGACAUCGAGGACGAAGACAAGAGUGAACCCGAGCAGACAGGCGCAGACGCCGCCGAGGAUGAAGAGGUGGACGUCACCACUGUCGACCCCAUCGUGGCUUUCUGCAGCAGCGAUGAGGAGCUGGAGGACUACAAGGCCCUGCUGUACCUGCCCAUCGCCCCCGAGGUGGAGGAUCCGGAGGAGAACCCCUUCGGCCCCCCGCCGGACGCCUCGGUGCAGCCCGCCGCCCCCGAGGAGGCGCUGGCCGGCAGCGACAAGAAGAAGCUCUCGUCUGAGGGGGGCCCGACCAAGAAGAAGGCUCGCACCACCACCAUCGAGCUGCAGGGGGUCCCCAGCGACGAGGUGCACCCCCUGCUGGGAGUGAAGGGGGACGGCAAGUCCAAGAAGAAGACAGCCGGCCGGCCCAAAGGCUCCAAAGGUAAAGACAAAGACUUCCCCUUCAGGCCCAAGCCCUACAGCGGCGAACGGCCCUCCUCCCCCGUGGAGGCCCUGGGCAGCUCUGCCCCUGGAGGAGGAGGAGGUGGAGGAGGAGGAGGAGGGAUGAAGGGCAGGGCAGAGGGGGGCCUAGGCACAGGAAGCCUGGUGUCGCAAUCGUACAAACAGCACGACAUGGGCGGGAUGGACUGACCACGGCCGUGUGCGCUUUUUGCGAAGGAGCCUCCGAUCAGGCUGAAACUAAGAGACACAAAGUCCUGAUGUGCAAAGCGUCCACAUGUCCCCAUGUCCCCCUCUGGCGGUGUAGGAUUCUGUAUGUAGGAAGCCCUCGUCCUGAUGUGUCUGUGAGUCGUAUUGUUUUUAUACGUAUUAAAACAUUUGGUUUAUA
This is a messenger RNA of Gasterosteus aculeatus aculeatus (three-spined stickleback), 2014 nucleotides long. The record is from RefSeq and is a predicted model, not a curated record. Lineage: Eukaryota; Metazoa; Chordata; Actinopteri; Perciformes; Gasterosteidae.